GCUCCAGGCCCUCCCAGCCCGUUCUCCUCCUCCAACUCCGAAAUAUAAACCGGAGCUGCUCUCCCCGCCCUCCACCAACCUCCCCAACCCGUCCUGCCCGUCCUGCCUGUCCUGCAACCCGCAGCCCGCUCCGCUCCCACCUCCUUCCAGCUCUCUUGCGACCUUCCUGCUCGGCUUCCAACCUUCUUCCAACCCUCUUCCGACCUUCUAGACCACCUUCCGACCCUCUUCCAACCUUCUUGCUCCACUUCCGACCCUCUUCCGACCUUCUAGCCCACCUUCCGACCUUCUAUCCCACCUUCCGACCCUCUUCCGACCUUCUAGCCCACCUUCUGACCUUCUAGCCCACCUUCCAACCCUCUUCUGACCUCCUAGCCCAUCUUCGGACCCUCUUCCGACCUCCUAGCCCAUCUUCGGACCCUCUUCCGACCCUCUUCCAACCUCCCAACCCUCUUCCAACCUUCUAGCCCACCUUCUGACCCUCUUCUGACCUUCUAGCCCACCUUCUGACCUUCUAGCCCACCUUACAACCCUCUUCCAACCUUCUAGCCCACCUUCCGACACUCUUCCAACCUUCUAGCCCACCUUUGGACCCUCUUCUGACCUUCUAGCCCACCUUCCAACCUUCUAGCCCACCUUACAACCCUCUUCUGACCUUCUAGCCCACCUUCCGACCCUCUCCCAACCCUCUUGCCCACCUUCUAGCCCCUUCUCUCACCUUCUAGCCCACCUUCCCACCCACCCGCCCACCAUGUCUGUCACCAUCACCAGGAAGACCGUGAGGAGCAGCUCGGCCGUCCCGAGCCGUUCCUUCAGCUCCCACUCCUACACCGCCGGCCCCGGCGUGAGGAUGAGUACGGCCUCAACCUUCGCCGGCUAUGGUGGGAACCGUUACGGAGCUGCUUUCUACCGGGCUCCGGCUUUGGUGGCCACCGCAGGAGGUGGUGGCAUCACGGCCGUCAGCGUCAACCAGAGCCUCUUGACGCCCCUCAACCUGGAGAUCGACCCCAAUGUCCAACGAGUGCGCAAAGAGGAGAAGGAGCAGAUCAAGACGCUCAACAACAAGUUCGCUUCCUUCAUCGACAAGGUCCGGUUCCUGGAGCAGCAGAACAAGAUGCUGGAGACCAAGUGGAGCCUCUUGCAGAACCAGAAGACGACACGCAGCAACCUGAACGGACUCUUCGAGGCGUAUAUCGGCACCUUACGGCGGCAGCUCGACGGGCUCGGCCAGGAGCGCCUACGCUUGGAAGCCGAGCUGGGCAACAUGCAAGGGCUGGUGGAAGAGUUCAAGAACAAGUACGAAGAGGAGAUCAACCACCGCACCGAGAAGGAAAAUGAGUUCGUUCUGCUCAAAAAGGACGUGGACGAAGCCUACAUGAACAAAGUGGAGUUGGAGUCGCGUUUGGAGAGUCUGACGGACGAAAUCAACUUCUUGCGGCAGCUCUACGACGAGGAACUCCGGGAGUUGCAGUCGCAAAUCUCCGACACCUCCGUCGUCCUCUCCAUGGACAACAACCGCAGUUUGGACCUGGACGGUAUCAUCGCCGAAGUGAAGGCGCAGUACGAGGACAUCGCCAACCGCAGCCGCGCUGAGGCCGAGAACAUGUACCAGGUCAAGUACGAAGAGUUGAAGACGACGGCUGGAAAACACGGAGACGACCUACGCAACACCCGCGGCGAGAUCAACGAGCUCAACAGGCUGAUCCAGAGGAUCCAGACGGAGAUCGAGGCGCUCAAGAACCAGCGAGCCAACCUGGAGACGGCCAUCGCCGAGGCGGAGGAGCGCGGCGAGCUGGCGCUGAAGGAUGCUAAGGGAAAGCUGGCCGAGCUGGAGGCCGCCCUGCAGAAGGCGAAGCAGGACAUGGCUCGGCAGCUCCGAGAGUACCAGGAGCUCAUGAACGUCAAACUGGCCCUGGACAUAGAGAUCGCGACCUACAGGAAGCUGCUGGAGGGAGAGGAGAGCAGGUUGGAAUCCGGGAUGCAAAACCUGAGCAUCCACACCAAGACGAGCGGGUACUCAGGAUCCAACUUCGGGGGGGGCUUCACCGGGGGUUUCGGGGGGGGCUUUGGCACCUCCUUCUCCAGCUAUUCCGUCCCCUCUCCGGCCAACUCUCCCGUCACCAAAUCCCGCGCCAUCGUCAUCAAGAAGAUCGAGACCCGCGAUGGGAAGUUGGUGUCCGAGUCCUCCGACAUCCUGACCAGACUCGUCAACAUGUCUCGCCAGUCCAUUGGUUUCGGCAAGGGAUUCAGCUCCAGCUCAGCUUGCUUUGGAGCGAAGAACAAGGUCACGUUCGGCUCGGUGUCCCGUGGAACGUGCAGGGGACUUGGCAACGCCGGCGGCUUCAGUAGCCGGAGCCUCUAUGCCUUAGGGGGGAGUAAAAGUAUCUCUCUGGGAGGGUUCGGUGGAGGAAGUGUUGUCUGCAGAGGUUUUGGAGCUGGUGGUCAGGGAGGCUUUGGCUACGGUUCUGGGACAGGAAUUGGUGGUGGCUACGGUUGUGGGCUUGGAGGAGGCAUUGGUGGUGGUUUUGGUGGCUUUGGUGGAGGGUUUGAUGGAGGGAUUGGAGGCUUUCCUCCCUGCCCACCGGGUGGCAUCAGGGAAGUGACCAUCAACCAGAGCCUACUGGCCCCGCUCAACCUUGAAAUCGACCCUGAGAUCCAGAAGGUGCGAACGCAAGAGCGGGAGGAGAUAAAGAAGCUCAACGACAAAUUCGCUUCCUUCAUUGACAAGGUCCGGUUCCUCGAGCAGCAGAACCGAGUCCUGGAGACCAAGUGGAAGCUCCUGCAGGAGCAGGGUGGCGUAGGGACGAGUGGCAGGAGCCUUGACCCCAUCUAUGAAACCUACAUCAGCGGGCUGAGGCGGCAGCUGGACUGCCUGGCCAGCGAGAAGGUUCAGCUGGGGUCCGAGCUGAAGAACUUCCAAGAUUUGGUGGAAGACUACAAGACCAAGUAUGAAGAGGAAAUAAACAAAAGGACAGCGUCGGAGAAUGAUUUUGUGCUCCUAAAAAAGGACGUGGAUGCAGUCUACAUGACCAAGAUGGACCUGCAGGCAAAAAUAGAUUCUCUGGUAGAUGAGAUUGAAUUCUUGAAGUGUUUGUACGAUGCGGAGCUGUCCCAGAUGCAGAAGACAGUUUCCGACACCUCUGUGGUCCUCUCCAUGGACAAUAACCGAAACCUGGACCUGGACAGCAUCAUUGCAGAGGUCAAAGCCCAAUACGAGGAGAUCGCCAACAGGAGCAGAUUAGAGGCAGAAGCUUGGUAUCAAAGCAAGUACGAAGAGCUGCAGGUUACGGCAGGCAAGCAUGGAGACAGCCUGAAGGACACAAAGACUGAGAUCUCUGAGAUAAACCGCAUGAUCCAGAGGAUACGGGCUGAGAUCGAGAGUGUGAAGAAACAGUGUGAGACCCUGCAGAGCUCCGUUACGGAUGCUGAGGAACGCGGGGAGGUGGCCCUCAAAGAUGCCAGGAGCAAACUGGUCGAGCUGGAGACAGCCCUGCAGAAAGCCAAGCAGGACAUGGCCCGGCAGCUCCGCGAGUACCAGGAGCUCAUGAACGUCAAGUUGGCUCUGGAUGUUGAGAUUGCGACCUACAGGAAGCUCCUGGAAGGAGAGGAGUGCAGGAUGUCUGGAGAGUGUCAGAGUGCCGUGAGCAUCUCCGUGGUGGGAGGCAGCAGCACCUCUGUGGGAGGUGGAUACGGCGGUGGACUGUGCCUUGGAGGAGGAGGAGGAAUCGGAUUCGGGGCUGGAAGUGGGAGAGGCAGCUGUAACACAGGCUUCAGCUACAGCCUUGGAGGGGGUGGAUUUGGCUCUGGAGGGGCAGGAUUCUGCUCUGUGGGCGGAGGGUGUAACUCAGUGGUAGUGGGAUCUGGCACCACCUUGAAGAAAACCAGCUCCAUAUCUGCCGUCCGGAGGGCCUAGGAGAGCCAGCUGGGAGGGUCUGGGGAAGGGGGAAGGAAGCAAAUUUCAUGAUGACCAUGACCCCCCGUUCCUUGCCAAGGUUGGCAACCAUCUAUUUCAUUCUACACCUCCACCAUCCUUCAGAAACCGCACAGAAAAUUAAAUUAGAGCUCCAUUUCCACAGCUAAGGACUGAGAUUCUCAACAGUGUUUGAGGACAGCUCGCUUGCCCAACUCUCCCCUUGAGACACUGCAGAGCUGCUGGUCAUCACGGUGCUGGGACUCAUUUGGAAGCAGGACCAGCCCUGCCGCUGGAAAGCCUCAAGCUGGGAGAAAGCAGCGUGGUCCGAGGCAUCCAAGCAGUGGUGGCUGGAGGGAACCGGUCCAUGCGCUCCUUGGAGAACCCGUGUCCUGCGAAGCCUGUGGAAAAUCUCGACGUCUUUCCAGAUCUCGUGCUGGAUCCAGAUGUGGUGCAACUUUAACCGGUGCUGCUCAUCAGCCAGGGCUCGAACUCCAAAACCAAGAAUUUCCUCACGGUGACUCGUCCCAGCUGAGGAUAUCUCUUACCCCACUGGUUUUUAUUUUCCAAGCAAGGUGCCAGCAGUUUCACUCCCCGCUCUCCCUUCUUUAGAAGCUGCUCUAAAUGUUC
Cuculus canorus (common cuckoo) is the source of this 4540-nucleotide messenger RNA. Its product is annotated as keratin, type II cytoskeletal 75. The transcript is spliced from 18 exons. Gene Ontology annotation, cellular component: keratin filament. The record is from RefSeq and is a predicted model, not a curated record. NCBI's taxonomy places the organism in Eukaryota, Metazoa, Chordata, Aves, Cuculiformes, Cuculidae. Gene Ontology annotation, biological process: intermediate filament organization; keratinization. The coding region runs from base 752 to 3913 and encodes 1053 amino acids. Gene Ontology annotation, molecular function: structural constituent of skin epidermis.